CCUCCUCCUCCUCCUCCUACACUGGACUAACUUGGACUCACUUUGUCUACAACUUUUUGCCUUGAGCAGACAUGAACUCUUAACACGAAGCAGAGAACAUAAGUUGCUGUUUCGUAGGCUAAAACUGUAAAGAGAAAGCGGUUUGGGAACCUCUGCAGGUUUUUUUUUCUUUUCACUUUGGUUGUUCCAGCAUUUCUCUUUGUUGCAGAAACAGAUGCUUCUUCCUGUUCACGUGAGAGUGAAACAUUCCCUCUGUAGUGCUAUGCUGGAUGUUUAUGCAGGCCUCCAACAGUUCAGUGCUAAAUUAAUAAGGAAAAGAUUUUGCUCCAAUCCCUGAGUUUUUCUGAUUUUUUUUCUUGUGUUUCUGCUCAGUGAGUGGCUCGUUUUUCAUUCACUACAGCGAUCUGCACAGCGUCUUCAGAUGAUAUUUGACCAUGUUUUCUAACACAGAAGUGUCAAAGUACAUGAACUACAAAUAGACUUUCCUCUCAGGAGCCUGUGAAGAGUGUGUGCGUCGUUCCACAGUAAAAAAUUCAAGUUAUGAUGUAAAAUGUUGCAAAAAUAUAGCGUGUAACUGUUCAUAAUAAGAGUAAAGGAGUAUAUUAGUUCAAAUAAAAGACUGCCGUCAGUUUUUACACCAGACAGUGAGUAAGAUAAUCGUUCAAUCACCCCCCACCCUCCCUCCCCCUCGUCAUGUCCUGUGAUUCAGACCUGUACAUCUUCUCCACCGACACUCUGCCCAGUGACCUCCGCUUCCUCCCCCCGCUGGCCAACGGGCUCCUGGGCUGGAGGGUGUACAACGGCAUCAUGCACAUGGGCGGCGUGUACAACGGGGAGGGUGGGCGCUGUCACCGAGCAGAUGUCCCCUGUCCUCUGGCUGUUAAAGUUGAGUUAGAGGAACCUGCCCAACACAGCUACAGUCUGGACACGCACACAGGUGUUUUUACACACACUCUGAGCUCAGCCGGAGUAACUGCCUCCCAGUCUUUGUAUUCACAUCGAUACUACCCCAACCUGAUGGUGAUGGAGGUUUUGUUGGUGCGGCAGGUGGCAUCAAAGGACCCCAUUACUGUAAAACUGGUCACUUCAUUCACGCCUCAGAGUAAAGACAUUGUUUUUGAGUCUCGUCCUGAUUACAAAGGAGGCAGGCACAUCCAAGGACAGACGAAUACAGCUGAGUACCCCGGCGGCUCCUGCCCCACAGUUCACCUCAUCUGGACCCCUGUACCUUCGACCCUGACGCUGCUCCCAGAGCAGAGCCAGGCUCGCUGGGGCUUCAUCCUGAUCGUGGCCAACAGCUCAGAUUCCGCUGAGGCCAGUUUCGACGAGGGCCUGAACUUGAUGGCAACCGGUAACCUGCGUCCAUCUCACGAGAAGGCCUGGAAAGAGCUGUGGCUGCAGAGCAAGGUGGAGGUGGCCGGGUCGGAGAGCCUCUGCAAGGCUCUGAUCGGCUGCAUGUUCUACCUCCUCAGCGCCUUCCCCUCCAUACAUGACACCUCCAGCUCUUUUGGUGGAGUAAGUCCAGGUGGGCUGUCUAAUGGAGGGGAUGGUCAGGACUACUGGGGCCAUGUUUUCUGGGACCAGGACAUCUGGAUGUAUCCUGGAAUCGCCCUUUUCUAUCCCAAGUUAGCUCGAGCUGUGCUGGAGUACAGGGUGGGGACUAUAGACGGAGCAAAAGACAACGCCCAGAAGCAAGGCUACAAGGGACUGAAGUUCCCAUGGGAGAGUGCUGUGUCAGGGAGGGAGGUGUGUCCAGAGGACAUUUACGGACAACAAGAGAUCCACAUCAACGGAGACGUCACUCUGGCCUUCCAACACUAUCUCUACCUCAGUGAGGAUCUGUCCGUAUUCAGAGAGGGACGGGGCAGCGAGGUGAUAUAUGGUGUGGCUGAUUACUGGGUUUCUAGAGCAACAUGGAACCCUGAGGACCAGAAAUAUCACCUCCUGGGUGUCAUGCCACCCGAUGAGUAUUAUUACAAUGUCAACAACUCAGUGUACACAAACACAGUGGCCAAAUUCAGUCUUCAGUUUGCUGUAGAGUUGGCCAAUCUCCUCCAACAUCCUGUGCAGAAGGAAUGGCAGGAAGUGGCCGAACACCUCAAGAUACCUUUUGACCAGGAAUCCCAGUAUCAUCCUGAGUAUGACGGCUAUAUUAAAGGUCAUCCAGUGAAGCAGGCAGACACAGUGAUGCUGGGUUAUCCUCUUGGAUUGUCAAUGACUCCAGAGAUCAGAAGGAAUGAUCUAGAGGCAUACGAGCCUGUAACAGACCCUCAUGGUCCGGCAAUGACGUGGGGUAUGUUUGCCAUUGGCUGGCUGGAGCUGGGGGAGGCUGAGAGAGCUCAGCGUUUACUCGAGAAGUGCUUCAGCAACAUCCAGGGCCCGUUCCAGGUGUGGAGUGAAUCAUCAGAUGGCUCUGGUGCAGUCAACUUUCUCACGGGUAUGGGAGGAUUCCUGCAAGCUGUGCUGUUUGGUUACACUGGCUUCAGAGUGGAGAAGGAAUGCCUGGCCUUUUCCCCGCUUCUUCCCAACAACAUUUCUGAGCUCUGCAUCCGUGGUGUGAAUUAUCUGGGCAGUCAGAUGGACUGGCUGCUGAGGAAAGAUGAAGUCUGUAUCAUACUGAGGGAACAGGGAAGAAGAGAUGCAAACAUUAAGCCCCGUGAUCUACAGGUUGUCCUGAAAACAUCAGGAACUAAAAUCCCUCUCAUACCAGGGCACCCAGUAACUUUUCCUCGAGGGCCGGGGUGUGUUUGUAAACUGACUCCGACGUCUUCCUGCUGGCCCAUCUGAAACAGGAUCCAUGACCCUCCUUAUAAUUCAAUUUACUCAUGAUAUGUUGAGCAAGUUAUUUCAUAUCUUCGCUGCUGUUAUGUUGUAUGCUGACACUGACCUGACCAUGGACAAAAUGUAUGGAAUUCAGUUAAAAAGAGCAACAUGAUUUGUGACAGUUUGGCUAGAUUCAAAUUUACAAAACAAUGGUCUACGAUCAUUUCUUGUGAUUUAUUUACAUAUUACAAAAAGAUACUUAGUUCUGUAAUAUACCAUGUUACAAAACUGUAAAUCAAUUAUACUGUAUUGUAAAUGGAAUUCAAAUAAAUCUCUUUACUCUCGGUGCAAA
Messenger RNA from Lates calcarifer (barramundi perch), 3115 nucleotides. Its product is annotated as protein-glucosylgalactosylhydroxylysine glucosidase. Gene Ontology annotation, molecular function: catalytic activity. The record is from RefSeq and is a predicted model, not a curated record. The coding region runs from base 694 to 2787 and encodes 697 amino acids. The transcript is spliced from 13 exons. Gene Ontology annotation, biological process: carbohydrate metabolic process. NCBI's taxonomy places the organism in Eukaryota, Metazoa, Chordata, Actinopteri, Centropomidae.